AUGGUGCCGCUAUUUAAUAAAGAAGCCACACGUUAUUAUGCCCUGAAACCAUUUCAAAAUUCCGUUUGGCAGGCUGUCUUGGCCACCUUUGUCAUACUUUCCUUUGUCGAUGCCCUCUGGAUAUAUGUUCAUUCGCUGGGUAGUGCUAAGGCUGUGAGGAAACAUGAUCUCAUUUGGAAACUUCGUGACAGCGUUUUGGAGAAUUUUUGCUUCAUCAUCAAUGUGGCGGCCAGUCGUACCAUUAAAAAUCCUCCGGUAAUGAGGUUUCUAUUCUAUGCGGCCGUUUGGUUUCAUGGUUUCUUUUUAACCGCAAACUAUACAUCGCUGCUGGGUAGUAUUCUGACCGUGACCAUAUUUCGUGAACAGGUCAACACAAUGGAAGAUUUGAUACGAUUAAAUAUUUCCGUGAUGAUUAUCGAUUAUGAAUAUGAUUUCCUGAUGACGGGAAAACUAAAUCUGAGUGAAGAUUUCCUGCGUCUCAUCAAACAGGUGGACAGCGCCACAUUUGCUCAACAUCAGCUGAAUUUCAAUAGCAGCUAUGCCUAUUUUGUCACCGAUGAUGUUUGGCGUUUCCUAAAUAUGCAACAGAAGCACUUGCGUAAGGGUCUCUUCAAGUUGACGGACAUUUGUUUUGGUUCCUUCAAUUUGGGUUUCCCAAUGGAACCGGAUUCAGCGGUACGUCGUUCUAUGGAGUAUUUUAUGCGUAACAUCUAUGCCUUUGGCCUGUUGGAAUACUAUGAGAGUCAUGCAUUCGAUCAUGCGUUGCAGGCAGGUUUGGUACAACACUAUAAUACGGAUCGGGAAUAUACUGCAGCUGGAAUGCAACAUGUUUUGGUGAUUUUUGGGGUGCUAAUAUUUAUCUAUGAAUUGAGUAUUAUUACGUUUAUUGUGGAGUGUGUUUCUGCACGAUUGAAGAAGAAGUGUAGUAAAUAA
This is a messenger RNA of Musca vetustissima, 933 nucleotides long. RefSeq lists its product as uncharacterized. The transcript has a single exon. NCBI's taxonomy places the organism in Eukaryota, Metazoa, Arthropoda, Insecta, Diptera, Muscidae. The record is from RefSeq and is a predicted model, not a curated record. The coding region runs from base 1 to 933 and encodes 310 amino acids.